Spirodela intermedia is the source of this 387-nucleotide messenger RNA. The record is from the annotation of a GenBank genome assembly. NCBI's taxonomy places the organism in Eukaryota, Viridiplantae, Streptophyta, Magnoliopsida, Alismatales, Araceae.
AUGGCCGCCGCUCUUCUUCCUCUCGGCCGCCUCCUGCAAAGGAAACCACCCCACUUACGCGGCGCAUGGCCGAGAUCGCCGCCUUUCUCCUCGUCUUGCCGGGCAGGGCUUUCGGAUUCCGGCGGCGGCAGCGGCAGCGGCGGCGGCAGGGGCGAUGGUGGAGAGAAGAGGGAGAAGGAUGGGAAGGCGGAGAAGAAGGGCCUGAGACCUCUGGAGGGGUUCUAUGCAGAGGCGGCGAAGAUGGGGAGGGGGUUGAGGGAGAACCUGAGCCCCAAGCAGAAGGGCGACUGGAAGGACGUUCUGCUGAUGAGCCUCUCCUUCGCGGUGUAUGUGUACAUAUCCCAGAAGCUUGUCUGCGCCUACUGCGCUUGGAAAUCCAUGCUCUGA